Trypanosoma grayi is the source of this 1377-nucleotide messenger RNA. RefSeq lists its product as hypothetical. Lineage: Eukaryota; Euglenozoa; Kinetoplastea; Trypanosomatida; Trypanosomatidae. The transcript has a single exon. The record is from RefSeq and is a predicted model, not a curated record. Bases 1 to 1377 code for a protein of 458 amino acids.
AUGAGGCGUGGUGACGAAGAGGGAGUAUCCUCAGCCUUUGUGCCGAAGUUAAGUAUCAACAGGAGCAGCGAGUCCUACCAGGACCCCUCCAGCUCGGACUACCGCAGCUACGAGGGCAGAGCUCCAGCCGCCGCUGCCGCUGUCGAUGGGACUCGACGCCACAACGCCAACUCAAGCGGUGCAAACAGUGGAAGGGGCACUACCAGCUACGACUAUGGUGGCUAUGACCAGGGAUCCCCACAGUCGCGCAACAACAGCACGUUCUUUGGCACGAACUUACACAAGGCAAACGAAGGCGCAGGCAUGCCGAGACCUGAGGCCCCCUACAACAGCAACAUUGUCAAGGGAUACAGCAGCAACAACAACAGCACCAGCAAUAGCAGAAAUAACAAGAACAAAACCUACAGUGCUCCCCUUGCCACUUAUGUGGAUGCGCGUACAGGAAUGCGUGGUUUUUCGCGCGAAAGAGGCCGGAGCACCUCCGCACCAGCGAUGGUGCGUCGCGUCUUACGCCGCGACGCGGAGCAGUAUGCCCUCAGCGAGCCGCCCGAGUCGUCGCUGGAUAACAUCUCCUCCUCUUCCACGACUUGCUCUGGGGAGACGAGCUCGUCGGAUGCGGAGUCGACGCUUUUUGACAUCGACGCGGAGCCCGUUGUGCCUGUGGAUGUGUUGUGCGCGUCGCCGUCGUCGUCGCCGCAGGCCUUCGCAUGGGCGCGGCACCCGCGCCACGUCAUUGUGCUGAGCCUCCUGCGUAGUCGCGGUAUGUUCCUGCCGCGGCACAUAGCUCUCGCUGACUACCACAUGUCGGAGGCCUUCCUGCACUACAUCGACCUCUGCUGCCGCGGGUCGUACUUUGUCCGCUACCAGGCCAAUUCGUCGCCAAAGGAGCGUUUCUUCACCAUUCGCAUGAUCCCGCGUGAUUUGACGUCGCGCACGGCGGAGAGGGUCCCGUGCCUGGCGUGGACGAUGCACCGCACAGGGGUGCAGGUGGUGGGCUUUGUGCCACUGGAGCAGCUCGUGGGAAUCACAGUGAACGUGCGAUCCGCAUCGUUUCGCCCACACAUGACGACGCCGCAGACAAUUAAGGGCCCGCGGGUGAACAGCCAACGCGCGCGCCUGCCAACAAACGGUGCGUUUUCGCUGUGGUUUUGUGAUCGCAGCCAGCGUACCGCAAGGAGCGUGGACCUCCUCACAUGCAACCCGACAGUAUUGGAAGUUUGGAUGAAUACGUUUAAGGGAUUUGUGAGUGUCAACAGCUCUUCACUUGUUCAUGUACCGCUGACGAGUGAGGGCAUUUCAACUGAGUUAGACGAACUGACGCGAGAGGCACAGAAUCAGGUCGCAAGGGAAUCGGAGCAACUUCCCACCUAUCGAUAG